Fusarium venenatum is the source of this 3864-nucleotide messenger RNA. The record is from RefSeq and is a predicted model, not a curated record. NCBI's taxonomy places the organism in Eukaryota, Fungi, Ascomycota, Sordariomycetes, Hypocreales, Nectriaceae.
AUGAGAGUCUUCUACCUUCUCGCUGCUGCCAUUGGCGCAGCCAACGCUGGCGUUUUAGACUUCCGUCGUCACCAGCCUCAAGGUUACUCGACAUCUAUCGUUCAUGAAACACGAAACUUCGCUGUUCCUGCUGAGAAGCGGACCGACCCUUACCCUCCUCCCGCUGACCAGGGAUCAUAUCCUCCUCCUGCCGAUGAGGGAAGUUAUCCUCCUCCUGCCGACCAGGAGAGUGAUCUCUACCCUCCCCCGGAUGUUCCUGAGAAUACUGAGCCUGCUGCGCAGGAAUCAUCUCAGUAUGCCCCCCCUCAACCUACUUCCGAGGCUCCGUCUCCCACCUCUGAGGUUCCCGUCCCUCAAGAGCCUACCUCUGAGGUUGUUGAGAAGGAUACCACUCAAUAUGCUCCACCUCCUGCCGUCCCUACUGUCGCUACUACCGAACUUGAAGAUACCACCGACUAUGCUCCUCCUCAGUCUGCAGCCACUGAGACUGUCAGCAAGCCUGCCGUAGAUGAGACAACCGACGCUGCUACUCCCACUGACGUUUAUCCUCCUCCCGCCAACACCCCUUCGGAUGCUUAUCCUCCUCCCGAGAAUGUUCCAUCGACUGAGGGCGGACAAGAGUCCACUGCUGAGGCUACUUCUGCCACUGACGUCCCUGUCGAAACUCCUUCUGUUGUUUACCCUCCUCCAGAGGGUGUGUCAACCACCGAGUCUGCACAAGAGCCUACUGCCGAUGCCACCACUGCUGAUGCCAACACCGCAACUGACCUUUACCCUCCUCCCGCCAACACUCCCUCUGAUGCCUAUCCUCCUCCAGAGGGUGUCUCAACGACCGAGUCUGCACAAGAGUCUACUGCUGAUGCAACCACUGAUGCUGCCACUGCUGGUGUCACUACAGCGACUGAUUUGUACCCUCCUCCUGCUCAAAGCGAUACCACCAAGCCCGCUCAAGAGGACUCCACUGAGGCUCUUACUGCUACUUCCGACUACGCUCCUCCCGAGAGCACCGAUGUGACUCAAAAGGGAUCUACCGUUAUUGACAGCUCCACCGGUACUUAUCCCCCACCCGAGGGUACCAACACUGAGUCUGGCUCGGCGGCUACUACCACUGAGGUUUCCAACGACACCAGUGCACCUGCUUUGCCAGAGACCACUGAAGUUGAGAGCGCCUCUACUACUGAGUGGACUACCUCAACCGUCUACACCACCAACGUCUACACAGUGACAUCGUGCCCUCCUGAGAUCCCUGACUGUCCCAACAACAAGCACGUCACCACCGAGACUAUCGCUGUGUCAACUACCAUCUGCCCCGUUACUGAGAAGGGUGAGACUCCUGUUUCUACUCCCGAGUACCAGGCCCCUGGAACCACUGAGUCCGAGCACCAGAACACCGAGACUGUUUCUCUGCCCGUUGAGACCGAGACUGCUCCCGCUGAAGCUGGAUCUACUCAACCUGCUGUCGAGCCAUCCACUGGUGUCUACCCUCCUCCCGAGGCUGGAACUGAGACUGGCUCUGCUUCUGUCCCUGUAGAGACCGAGACCGAGACUCAGAAGGUCCCUGAGCAUACCGAGACUGUUACUUCCACUGGUGUUUACCCUCCUCCUGCUCAGUCUACCAUUGAGACCACUGAGGGCGCCGAGACCGAGACCGAGACCAUUCCUGCCGAGACUGAGUCUGUACCUGCCGAGACCGAGACCGUGUCCGUUCCCAUUGGAACUGAGACUGCUCCCGUUGAAGCUGGAUCUACUACACCCGCUGUCGAGUCAUCCACUGGUGUAUACCCUCCUCCUAAGCCCCACACCGAGACCGCCGGUACUGGAACAGAGACUAUCACCGAGAACCCCAGCCAGACUGAGCCAGCCAUUGAAACAACCAGCCAAUGGACCACCUCGACCGUGUACACAACUACCGUCCGAACCAUCACUUCUUGCCCACCUGAUAUCCCUGACUGCCCUAACAACAAGCAUGUCACCACCGAGACUAUCGCCAUCUCCACAACCAUUUGCCCUGUGACUGAGGCUCAGCCUACGAAGCCUGUGACCGUCACCGAGGACCAGCCCGCCACUGAGACCGAGGACAAGCCUGCUACCGAAACUGGAGACAAGCCUGCCACCGAGGUGUCUACUGUCCCCGUCACCGAGUCUGAGGAGCAGCCUACCAAGCCCGUCACUGGACACGAGGGAUCCACCAAGCCGGCAACCGAGGAACAGCCCACAGAGACUGAGACUCAGGCUAUUACUACCGAUGGCAACAAGUACCCCGUUCCUACCGAGAGCGGAGAGCAGUCCACUCACCCCGUUACUGGCACUGAGGAGCAGCCUGCGCCUACCGAGCCUGCUAGCACCACUGACUGGACUACCUCAACUGUUUACACAACCAACGUCCGCACUGUUACUUCUUGUGCUCCUGAUGUGCCUGAUUGCCCCGUUACUCCUCAUGUCACCACUGAGACGAUCGCCAUCUCUACCACCGUCUGCCCUGUCACUGAGGUUGUCCCUUCCAAGCCUGUCACCAAGGUCAUCAUCACCGAGAACGGAUCUACCAAGACUAUCGCUACGACUGAGGAGCAUGUCACCAAGCCCGCUACCCAGGAGCAGCCCACUGAGGUUAUCCCUACUCAGCCUGCCACUGAGGAAGAGCCCACCAAGCCUGCUACCAAGCCUGUGACCGGAGGCCAGUCCGAAGCUGGAUCUACCCAGCCUGCUUCUCCUUCUACUACUGAGUGGACCACUUCAACUGUCUACACGACCAAUGUCCGCACUGUCACUUCUUGCGCGCCUGAUGUUCCAGAUUGCCCCGUCACUCCUCACGUCACUACCGAGACCAUUGCUGUUUCUACCACCAUCUGCCCCGUGACUGAGCAGCAGACCAAGCCUCAUGCCACUGGUCCCAAGCCUACCGAGCCCAAGCCCACCGAGCCCAAGCCUACUGAGCCCCAGGCUACCGGACCUCAGCCUACUGAGCCAGCCAAGACCACUGGUUACACUACCUCAACUGUCUACACUACCAGUGUUCGAACUGUCACUACCUGCGGCCCUGAGGUUCCUGACUGCCCAUUGACCCCUCACGUUACUACUGAGACUAUUGCUAUCUCUACUACCGUGUGCCCUGUCACCGAGGAACAGUCCAAGCCUACCAAGCCUGCUGGCGAGCAGCCUUCUGAGCCUGAGCAGCCCCAGGAACCCGAGCAACCUGGACAACCUGGCAAGCCUGAACAACCUGAGCAACCUGCUUCUACCAAGCCUGCUGGUGGCAACGAGCCUUACCCAGUUCCUACUCAGCACAUCGUGACAACUGGUUACUCCACCUCUACCAUCUACACGACCGCCAUCCGCACCGUUACGGCCUGCGCUCCAGGUAUCGCCAACUGCCCCGAAGGUCCUCACGUUGUCACCGAGACCAUCGCGCUCUCGACCACUCUCUGCCCCGUCACCAAGACCCAGAUUGUCCCCGGACCCGGAGCUACUUAUGGUCCUCGUCCUGGUAACAUGACGUCCACUCUUUACACGACCAAGUACUUCACUGUCACUGCCUGCCCUCCCCAGGUCACAGACUGCCCUAUCGGCCAGGUCACUUCCGCCGUUUACGCCACAGCCACCACUCAGAUCCAGCAGUGGAACCCUUCCCACUCUGGCGUCUACCAGCCUCCCGCUCCCACCAACGUUAUUCCUCCUACCGUGUCUACGACUUAUGUCCCUGGAAACCACGGUGACCAGGAGACUACCUUCCGCUACGAGACUCCUGUGCAUACUCCCAAGCCCAUCUCGACCAAGCCCAUCGAGACUCCUCAGCCUGUUGAGACUCCCCACACAACUGCUUCCGAGAAGCCAGCUGCUCCUUACUACCCUCCUCCUCCUUACUAA